This is a messenger RNA of Etheostoma cragini (Arkansas darter), 588 nucleotides long. RefSeq names its product peptidyl-tRNA hydrolase domain containing 1 (gene ptrhd1). Gene Ontology annotation, molecular function: peptidyl-tRNA hydrolase activity. The transcript is spliced from 2 exons. Bases 53 to 433 code for a protein of 126 amino acids. NCBI's taxonomy places the organism in Eukaryota, Metazoa, Chordata, Actinopteri, Perciformes, Percidae. The record is from RefSeq and is a predicted model, not a curated record.
ACAACCCGGAAUCGGUUCCGGUCUCGGUGAGGUUACAGGCAGAUGAAUAAAGAUGGCGGCUACAGGAGCCGGGUCUCCUAGCAGGUUAGUCCAGUAUGUUGUGGUCCGGUCGGAUCUGGUCCACAAGCUGUCCUGGCCUCUGGGAGCCGUUAUAACUCAGGCCUGUCAUGCCGCCACCGCCGCCGUCCACCUUCACUACGGGGACCCGGACACACAGCAGUACCUCGCAGAUCUGGAUCACAUGCACAAAGUGGUGCUAGGGGCUCCGGAUGAGGCCGCCCUCUCCGGGCUAUCGGAGACCCUGACCCAGGCUGGUGUGGCCCACAAGCUUUGGAUCGAACAACCAGAGAACAUCCCCACCUGCUUGGCUCUGAAGCCGUGUCCAAAAGAGACUGUCCAGCCGCUGAUGCGCAAGUUCAAACUCUUCAAAUGAUUGCUUUGAAAGACACUGUCCACCUAUGCACUACAGUGCGUGUUAGUAUCUAAUUUCAUCCAUAAAAGGAGAACAUCUGGAAGAUGUUGUACUCUUCACCUCAGCGCACCCAAACAUCUGUAAUAGUGUCCGAGAUUAAAGUUGAAUAAUGUGAA